Molecule: messenger RNA, 2403 nt
Organism: Cricetulus griseus (Chinese hamster)
Lineage: Eukaryota; Metazoa; Chordata; Mammalia; Rodentia; Cricetidae
Source: RefSeq, a predicted model, not a curated record
AUGGGCGACCCACCUUGGAGAAGGAACGCGAGAAGCACUCAGCACCCCCUCAUCGAAGGGCCCAGAAGAUCAUGGUCCGCUCCAGCAGCGACAGCAGCUACAUGUCUGGGUCACCAGGGGGAAGCCCCUGCAGUGCAGGAAACCAGAGAGCUGCUGCCUCUGCUGCCUCAGGAAGACACUGCAGGGAGAAGCCCCUGCGCCACUGCCUGCUGUCCAGGACCUGCAGUCAGCACACAGACUUCACAGACUUCGUCCUCCACAGAGGGGGAGCCAAGGAGGAGUGCCAGUCCAGCCUCACCAGGAAAACACCCACUGCUGAAGAGGCAGACGCGGAUGGACUAUAGCUUUGAUACCAGCACUGAAGAUCCUUGGGUUAGAAUUUCCGACUGCAUCAAAAACUUAUUUAGCCCCAUCAUGAGUGAGAACCAUAGCCAUAUGCCACUACAGGCCACCACCAGCCUGGGUGAAGAGGAUGGGACACAGGGCCACCCAGAAGGGGUCCUGUCAAAAAUGGACACUGCCAAUGGUGCUCCCAGAGUUCACAAGUCAGCAGAUGGCUGCACUGUGAAGAAGGGGCCCCCAGUGGCCCCCAAGCCAGCCUGGUUUCGUCAGAGCUUGAAAGGUCUGAGGAAUCGUGUACCAGACCCCAGAAGAUUCCCGGAAGUAGCCUCAGCAGCUACUCAGCCAGCACCUGUUUCCAGGGAGCCUUCAGUGCCACACUCAAAGGCCUCCCCCUCCUCCUCUACCUCCUCCUCUAUCAGGCAGAGAAUCAGCUCUUUUGAAAACUUUGGCUCCUCACAACUGCCAGAGAGAGGAGUCCAGAGACUGAGCCUGCAGCCCAGCUCUGGGGAGACCACCAAACUUCCAGGAAAGCAAGAUGGAGGACAGUUUUCUGGUCUCUCAGGACGAGGGACUACAGUCUCUGCUAAGUACAGACAGAUAGAAAUAGAGCCUAUAGCCAUAGGCUUUCCUAACACCUCAGAGAUCAGGGACCCAGGUAUGUCUGAGUCUCCUCCCCCACGUCAGCGACCCAGCCCCAAAGCUCUCUCCCCAGACCCUCUCCUGAGACUGCUGACUACACAUACUGAGGACACUCAAGGACCAGGCCUCAAGAUGCCAAGUCAGCGGGCACGGAGCUUUCCCCUGACUAGGACUCAGUCCUGUGAGUCAAAGCUGAUGGAUGAAAAGGCCAGUAAGCUUUACUCCAUCAGCAGCCAGUUAUCAUCAGCUGUCAUGAAAUCCCUGCUGUGCCUUCCAUCUUCAUUCUCCUGUGGCCAGAUCACCUGUGUCCCCAAGGAAAGGAUGUCUCCAAAGCCACCUUCCAAUAGCAACACAGCUACAGAAGGUCUUGGUGAAGUCGUUGGCUCGGACACAGGGUUUUCCCUCAACCUUUCAGAGCUGAGGGAAUAUUCAGAGAGCCUCACGGAGCCCCGGGAAACUGAGGACAGGGACCACGGUUCUUCUCAGCCCGGCCAGUCAGUUAUCUCCUUGCUGAGCUCAGAAGAACUGAAAAAACUCAUCGAGGAAGUGAGAGUUCUAGACGAGGCGACAUUGAAGCAACUAGACAGCAUUCAUGUCACCAUCUUACACAAGGAAGAAGGCGCUGGCCUUGGGUUCAGCUUGGCAGGAGGGGCAGAUCUAGAAAACAAGGUGAUCACGGUUCACAGAGUGUUUCCAAAUGGCCUGGCUUCCCAGGAAGGCACAAUUCAAAAAGGCAAUGAGGUUCUUUCCAUCAAUGGCAAAUCUCUCAAGGGGGCUACCCACAAUGAUGCCCUAGCUAUCCUCCGCCAAGCUCGGGACCCAAGGCAAGCUGUGAUUGUCACCAGGAAAGCAACUGUGGAUGCCACUCAUGACCUGAACUCCUCUACUGACUCUGCAGCAUCAUCUUCAGCAGCCAGUGACAUUUCAGUAGAAUCUAUGGAGGCCACUGUCUGCACAGUGACACUGGAGAAGACCUCUGCAGGGCUGGGCUUCAGCCUGGAGGGAGGAAAAGGCUCCCUGCAUGGAGACAAGCCUCUCACCAUUAACAGGAUUUUCAAAGGGACAGAACAGAGUGAGUCGGUCCAGCAAGGAGAUGAAAUCUUGCAGCUCGCUGGCACUGCCGUGCAAGGUCUUACUCGGUUUGAAGCCUGGAAUGUCAUCAAGGCAUUGCCUGAUGGGCCUGUCACUGUAGUCAUAAGAAGGAAGGGCCUCCAAUGCAAGCAGAUGAUAGCUUCUGGGGACCCCUAGACAAGAUGCCGAUGCUACGACAAUGCAGGAGCAUGAAGCUCCCAUCACUGCCGAUUCUCAGGGUCUCUGCUGCCCACCUCACCCAGGCUGGGGAAAGCCCAGGUGUGCUUCUGGUAGCUGCUGCUCAGGUUUGGACUUUCUGGGACACUACCCACCAAGAGGGUUAUUCUAAAU